Molecule: messenger RNA, 2736 nt
Organism: Heterostelium album PN500
Lineage: Eukaryota; Evosea; Eumycetozoa; Acytosteliales; Acytosteliaceae
Exons: 3
Coding region: 1-2736 (911 amino acids)
Biological process (GO): establishment of mitotic sister chromatid cohesion; regulation of gene expression; replication-born double-strand break repair via sister chromatid exchange
Cellular component (GO): Scc2-Scc4 cohesin loading complex
Molecular function (GO): chromatin binding
Source: RefSeq, a predicted model, not a curated record
AUGAAUCAACUACAACUUCAUCAAUAUGAUGAUCAGCAACAACAACAACUCUCAGUUCAGCAACAAAAAACUCGCCACUCCGUUCAGAAACAAAAACAAAACUUUCAAUUAGUUCAGCAACAACAACUUCAACAUCAUAUUGAUAGUCAGCAGCAGCAACAAAAAUCAUUUCAUUAUAGCUCUCUCAGUAGAGUCAACGAUAGAGAGAAAGUAGCCUAUUCAAAUUGCUGGAUUAGAAAGGAAUAUCGUAAUGAGACUAGUAGGGAGGUGCUUAAGAGCCAAGACUAUCUAACGGACGCCGCAACCACUGACGAUCAUACACUCCACUUCAACCCAGAGUAUUUUGAAAACCCUUCUAAUCCAGGAUUAGAUCAACCACCAUCAUCAUCUAACAAUGGAUUCUUUAGCAUUGCCAAUGGAGACAACGCACCAAAAUCUCUAGAUGAAUGUCAUCAAUUUAUUAAAGAGGUACUCAAUAGUCCAGAGUUUUUACCGGGAUUUGAAUCGGCAGACUGUCAUAUCGUCCACACCAACUCAAGUAUUGUUAAUCCAUAUACUCAGCCUGAAGAUGCCACCACCACCACCACCACAACAACUAAUAAUAAUAAUUAUAAUAUCACCACCGCUACUACAAAUACCGAUGACAAUGCUAUGGAAAUUGAAUCUGGUCUAAACGGAGAUUCGAGACAAACGAUAUUUGUAAAGGCCUCCAAAUUUCUACCGUAUCCAAUCAUCAAUGAAUUCGACUUUACUUGCAUUCCAGGAACCGGUUACUGCGAGUCAACCAUUGAGGUUUCCGACAAUGAUCUUAACAACUCUAGGGGGUACUAUGUGUUGAAUCCGACUCUUCAAUUACCACAACAACAACUACAUCCACAAGGAUAUCCACAACAGCCACAACCACAAGGUUCUCUACAACAGCAAGGUUAUCCACAACAACAAGGCUACCCACAGCAACAAGGUUAUCUACAACAACAUCCACAACUACAAGGAUAUCCACAACAGCCACAACCACAAGGUUCUCUUCAACAGCAAGGUUAUCCACAACAACAGUUUAAUCAUUAUAAUUUCAACUUGGAUGCAUCAAGAUCACAAACAGAUUCUGAUGAAAACAACAAUAAUAAUAAUAACAAUUUUUCAUUUUAUUCGUCAACACUUCAUCAUCAUCAAAUGGAUUGCCAUCAACAACCAUUAGUCGAGUAUAAUUCUCGUAAUAGAUCAACAGAUCAAAGAGAGAAUGUAGUAUUUCAAAAUUGUCCAAUAAGACAAGAACUUAAUAAUAACAAUAACAACUCUAUCCAUAUCAAUUUUGACUUCUUUGAAAAUGCUGCUGUUGUUAAUCCAAAUCCAAAUCCAAAUCCAAAUCCAAAUCUCAACCAACCACCAACACCACAUCAACUACCGCAACCAUUAAACAAUAGAUUCAUUAGCAAUGCUAAUGGAAACAACUUUAACAACAUACCACCCACUCCAACUCUGCCUACAGAUGCCACAACAACCACCACUACAAAUAAUUAUAAUUAUAUUUAUAAUAUCACCCCCACCUAUACCACAACUACCACAACCUCAAAUACCAAUGGAGAUGCUAUGGAAGUUGAACUACAACAACUACAACCGCUACCAACCAUAGUCAAUCAACAAGAACCCGACAACAACAAUGAACCACUCUUUACAGUGACCUCUCACACAACACACACACUCCAAAGAAACAAUUGCUGUUUUUAUGGUGUUGUCAAUCUGGAGUUGGUCAAAAAGAAAGUGAAUACAAUCUAUCCAAAUAUAAAGUUUAGUCACAUAGAUCUUGUAAUUCUGGCCUUUCCGAAAGAUAAAACUCUUUUUACUUUGGAAAACUGUGAGUCCAAUGUUAGUGCCGAUGGUACUUUCAGUGUUAAAGGUACCACUAUAAGAAAUGAAACAACAAGCCAAUAUCUCGAAACCGAAAUCAGACUGACAUACUGGAGUCCAACUGGUUGUGUAGAUGGCAAGCUAUUUAGUGAGGCGAGACAAACGAUAUUUGUAAAGGCCUCCAAGUUUCUUCCGUAUCCAAUCAUCAGUAAAUUCCUGAAUACUUACAUUCCGAAAGAUGACUACCGGGAGUCAACCAUCGAGGCUUCCGUUCGUAUUAAAAAUGGUAGAAAGUUUAAGGUUGUAGUAAUCUUUGUCGAUACCGAUGAUUUCAUUCGAUUAAUUAUUAAUGACAUUCAUGUAUCGACAGAUAAGAUGGCAGCACAAUUCCGUACACCUGAAUUUAUAUUCCUUGAGUAUAAUGUUAAGAUGUAUAUAAGGUACCUAUCGCCUGAAAACGAGGAAACAUUCAACACCAUACCUAUACCAAAAGUAAAUGACCGUUGGACAAUCCAAAAUAAUAAAGACAAUGAUCAUAACAACUCUAGAGGUUUCUAUGUGUUGAAUCCAACUCAUCAAUUACCAGAACAACAACUACAACCACAACAACCACAACAGCUACAACAGCAACAGCUACAACAACAACAACUGCAACAAUCAUAUAUGCAACUAUAUCAACAAUAUCAACCAUAUCAACAACAACCACAACAACCACAACUACUACAACAGCCACAACCACAAGGUUAUCUACAACAACAAGGAUAUCCGCAACAACAACAAGCACAACAACAGUUUCCUCUUUAUAAUUUAAACUUGGACGCAUCAUCAUCACAAAUAUAUUAUGAUGAAAAUAAUAAUAACAAUAAUAAUAACAAUAAUUCAUGGUACUAG